Molecule: messenger RNA, 2743 nt
Organism: Paramuricea clavata
Lineage: Eukaryota; Metazoa; Cnidaria; Anthozoa; Malacalcyonacea; Plexauridae
Source: the annotation of a GenBank genome assembly
AUGUCGAUAGUUAAGUGCUCAUUCAACACCAUUGUUGGCGGUAAAUGCUCAUACGAUCCAAAAGACAGAAAAAAAUCAACGGAAAUUGUACCACUACAGGCUUGUAAAAGAGACAUUGCAGGACACAGGAGCUUAUGGGCAAUACCCGACGUGGAAAACGAAGUAGAACUAAUUCUUGCGAGAGCAUCCAUAUUUUCAUCACCAGAUCAUAAAAACAACUUGUCCUAUACUAUAAGUCCAGCUCACCGAGCAUCGCUGGGUAUUGGUUGGUGCCGAGGGUCGAACAGGUGCAGAAUACCAGAAGAAUUGUCGCAGCAUCAAAACGGAAAAGCCAGUCGAGGUAGAAGGCAAUGGCCAAAGGCUGAAAGAGGCGUAAGAAAAGCAGCUUCCAGGGUUAUCUUGAAAAAAAACUGGGAUAUUUCUACCAGUAGGAACAGGUAAGGAGUAAUUCAAUGCGAAUCAGGUCUUCAUGGUGUAGCUGUUAAUUUGUUCAUUGCAAAAUCAUAACAUAUUCAACGGAAGUAGGGAAGGAUGAAACGCGUAAGCGGAAUAGCGGAAACGAAAUGGCUGAAGCGGAAAAUAAUGCGGAAUUAGGGCCAAACCGCGGAAUUUUAUUUUGAAUUGAAUUUUUGUUUUGUUUUUUCAUUUCCUAACAGCAAGGCAUAAUAAAAACUAUAUUAUCAACAAUUAUUUUGAAAAGUAUAUGUAUUUAUCACAGUCCCAUAUAGCACGGGGGCAACGCUGAACAUUUUAAAACCUGGUAUGAGUAUGUAAUGUUCCUUUUUAUGCAGGAAUAUGUACGAAUUGCAAAAAUUAAAGCAUUCAGUCAGAUGAACAUUAAGCAAGACUGGGACGAAAGCACUGGCAGCAUACAAGAUGAAAGCAUUGAAAUUGUAUUCAAAACAAGAGCAAUGUCAUUGGUAUGAAACUUUUUGAAAAUAUGAUAAUAAUUUUAAACGAUCAAGAUCUAUGAUAUUUUAUUCCCCGUUUUAGACGGAAAUAAAUGAUGACUUUCCAGCUACACAAAGUACGCUUGACAAGUCUUCAAACACGAACCUCGAGUUGCAGACACCAAUGGGAAGUGUUUUCUCUCCUUCAGAGACUCUUCUGGAGAGUAACCUUUCUGAUUACUCUGACGAGAAGUUGAAGCCCCUUGAUCAUUUGAAUAACCUAUUAACCAGUAGAGAUGUCAGUCCGGUAAGGUGCGUAUUGUGAUCGCCGUGGAACGAAACUACUGAACGGACAAAACGAGAGCAUACACGUAAAGCUAGACAAGCUCUUUCUGUCGUACUUGGUGAGAUUGCUCCUAAUGAAGCAGAUAGCCUUUGGCAAGCUUUAAUAUCUUCAUCGAAAGCGAACAGUGAACGUAAUGAUGAAAGUGUAGACGAGUCUUUGAUGAAAGCCCUUGCCGAUUGUUAUAGAAAUGCUAAUACAUGGGACACGCGAAGACAGAUCUUAUCGCACAUGGCGGACAAAGCAACGUUUUCAAAGAUUUCUCAGUAUAUUCCUGGUCUCACUAGAUAUCGUUUUUCGUCUGCAAGACAGCAUGUUCUAGAGCAUGGCAGAGGAGCCCAAGUUCUACCGAGUUUGCAGCCAAAAAAGGUAGUGCCGCAAGAUAAAUUAUCGCAUUUCCUGGAUUUUAUAACCAGUCCCCACAUUAUUCAGGACCUCCCGUUUGGCGGUAAAACAAUCAUAUUGUCAAAUAAGGAGGUACUAGAAGUCCCAAAUGUAGUGCGCAACAUGAUUCCAGAACGUAUCGUUAAGCAGGGACUCGAUUAUAUAAGUUCCGCAAGAGCCGAGGUCUUCGAAAAUCUUGAGAGCGUGGUGGACUGGCUGAAAGAGAGCAUAGAACUAGAUACUACAUGGGCAAGACAACAGAAAGAGUCGUUUAAGUCAGGUAAACGUUACUUGAAGAGCGAUUACAAGGUAUGAAUAUAAAAUAUAACGAUUACAUCCGAUUUUGUUUUUGUUCUUUUUGUGGGAUUUGAUGUGAUUUUUUAAUUUGGUGUAAAAAAAGGAGUUUAGGAAAAAUCUCACUUGCUUAAGCGUAUCCAUAUAAUUAUACAAACAAAAAACAAUAACAGAUUCCCCUUCGGCAUCGUUUUUUUUUCUUUUCACAACAGUACUUGUCCCAUUACCUAUUUACACCAAAACAAAUGUCAGUAUUUGAGGCAAUAAAGGCUUUAAAAACGAAUAGAAGUUAUAAAGUGAGAGGCAAGAAAAAAUGCGCAAAAAUGAAACAAUAUUUUCCUAUUUAGUUGUUAUAUGAAUGAUGUGCGCUGACAAAAUGCAAUUUUCAUUGAUAGGUACACGUUUCAAAGACUUCAACCGUAAAAGAUCAUUGCAGAAGAUUUGCACUCAGUAAUCCUAGUGAUAAAAACUUCCACGGUCUCCUUGCUCCCACAAGCAUACCCCGAGCUGCGAGCAGUGCGAUAGUCUUGAUAACGCUAUGGACGAGAUUAGAAAAGCAGUUAUCAAGUUGGGGGAAUCUAGAGCCUGUUACUCUUCACUGGUGGAACUAAAAGAAGAGCUUCUGUUCAUAGUUGAAAAGUCAAAGCAAGACAUAACGUCAUGGAAAGCCCAUCUCUUGCGAUCAGUCAAUCAGGAUGAAGCAAGAGUAGAUAUCAUCGACAAGCUAGAUGAGACAUCCGUGCUGCUGGUUCAGGAUUGGGCUAUGAAAUUCCUACCUAGGAAAUAUAGAGAAAGCCAAAGCGAUUGGUUUAGUAAACGAGGCAUUUCAUGA